Molecule: messenger RNA, 544 nt
Organism: Neofelis nebulosa (Clouded leopard)
Lineage: Eukaryota; Metazoa; Chordata; Mammalia; Carnivora; Felidae
Product: ubiquitin-ribosomal protein eL40 fusion protein-like
Exons: 2
Coding region: 80-544 (154 amino acids)
Biological process (GO): protein ubiquitination; modification-dependent protein catabolic process; translation
Cellular component (GO): cytoplasm; nucleus; ribosome
Molecular function (GO): protein tag activity; structural constituent of ribosome; ubiquitin protein ligase binding
Source: RefSeq, a predicted model, not a curated record
CUACCGCAUCGUUCGAAAUGCACCAAAUUUGAAAGAUGGCGGAGCAGUUUGGGGGCAGCUGCCUGUGGCAGACGCAGAGAUGCAGAUCUUUGUGGAGACCCCGACGGGCAAGACCAUCGCGCUCAAGGUUGAGCGCAGGGCCACCACUGAGGAUGUCAAAGCCAACGUCCAAGGCAAAGAGGGCAUCCCGCCUGACCAGCAGCAUCUGAUUUUUGUGGACAGACAACUGGAAGAUGGCCGUGCUCUGGCAGACUGCGCUACCCACAAAGAGUCCACCCUGCCCUUGGCGCGCCUGUGGGGUGGCAUCGUCUCCGUCCUGGCCCAGAAAUGCAACUGCGACAAGAGGAUCUGUCACAGGUCUUAUGCUCACCUGCACCCCCGCGCUGCCUACUGCCUCAGGAAGUGCAGCCACACCGACAACCUGCCGGCCCCCACCUCCCAGAAGAAGGUCAAACAAGGGCCUUCCAUCGGCUCUUCCUUGGCCGGCAAGGUGGUCUCCUGCAUGAGUCCCAAGGCCCUGGCGCCUCAGUUUCCCUUUCGUUGA